AUGGAUCAAGUAAACGCUACCCGCAACGGGACUAACAACGAGACGGGCGUCGAUCCGGAAUGGACGCAGGCAGUAAUGUUCAAGCUGCGCACAGCCGUGCUGCUACUUAUAGUGAUCAUGGCUGUGUUGGGGAACAUGCUAGUUAUUGUCAGUGUUAUGAGACAUAGAAAACUUCGGGUCAUAACGAACUAUUUUGUAGUAUCGCUAGCAUUUGCUGACAUUCUCGUCGCGAUGGUCGUAAUGCCUUUCAAUUUUAGUGUGCAAUUUUAUAAUGAAUGGAUAUUCGGUCAAGUGAUAUGCGAUUUGUGGAAUUCGUCAGAUGUAUACUUCACUUCGACGUCGAUUUUACAUUUAUGCUGUAUAUCCGUCGAUAGAUAUUAUGCUAUUGUAAAACCUUUGAAGUAUCCGAUUAAGAUGACGAAAAAGAUGGCAUUCGUCAUGUUAGCAGCAACGUGGCUUAGUCCAAUAACAAUAUCUUAUGCCCCAAUAUUUAUGGGAUGGUACACAACCAGUCAGUUCUUAAGAGAAAGAUCACCAGACCAGUGCGAGUUCAAAGUCAAUAAGCCAUAUGCUGUAAUAUCUAGCUCGAUAUCCUUCUGGAUACCUUGCACCAUCAUGAUAUUCACCUAUCUAGCUAUAUUCAAGGAAGCUAAUAGACAGGAGAAGGCACUUCAUGCCAGAGCUGGUAAUGCUAUGCUAAUGCAUCGCCAUUCGAGGGAAGUUGGCGAUAAGAACGGGGCAUUACAUAUCAACGCUACAACUCCCACUAAAGACAGAAAUAUACUUAAGAUGAAAAGAGAACAUAAAGCGGCGAGGACUUUAGGAAUCAUUAUGGGAGCUUUCAUCUUAUGCUGGCUGCCAUUUUUCCUGUUUUACGUAUCAACAUCUUUAUGUGACUCGUGUGAAUAUCCUGAAGUCGUGACAGUUAUAAUGUUUUGGACUGGUUAUUUUAAUUCUGCAUUGAACCCGAUUAUUUACGCGUACUUUAACAGAGACUUUCGUAAUGCAUUCAAAAAUACGUUAGCGUGUGCGUUUUGUAGCUUCUGUCGUCGACGAGCAUCAGAUUUGGAGGCCAUGGAGAGGUUAGACAGACGAGGUUCUGCACAAUUAAGGGUACCUGUCCCUUCAAGACGUGCGUCAGAUUUGGCGUCCCUU
Brenthis ino (lesser marbled fritillary) is the source of this 1155-nucleotide messenger RNA. NCBI's taxonomy places the organism in Eukaryota, Metazoa, Arthropoda, Insecta, Lepidoptera, Nymphalidae. The record is from the annotation of a GenBank genome assembly.